UCGGCGGCCACAACAGUGCAACACAAUCCUUCCAACUUCUUUUUUCACAAAUCAGGCAUGUCUGUCAGUCAGCUGGAUCCUAGUUUAAUGGACUUGUCCCCAUUGGGGCAAACUGUGGCCCAAUCCCCAAGCGGCGGCCCAAACGUCUCUCAUCUCAACCUUGGUACUGAUUCUUCGCCCAAGGGAGCUGACCCGACGGACUCACCCAACCAGACUCAAGGUGUUCCAAGUAAGAAGGGCCCCCGACCACGACGAACCAAAGAUGAGAUGAUCUUGUACCGAGCUGAACAGGAUCGAGUCAAGAAGGCUAAGUCGCUGGCCAAGGCCAAGGGGAAACGAGGACGUAAAGCUCUGCCACGUGGACACCUAUCUCGGGGUUCGCAACGUGCACCUCAUGCCGACUCACAUUCCAGUGGACCCGGCUCUGCCCCACCAGGGUCACAACCACCCGUUUCCGAUGCCAACCCGCCAUUCAUCGCCGAGGACUACGAGCAUGUCUGUAGCUACCUAGAGGAGGAAUCAAACUACACCCAACUGUACGGUGAUGGGUCCAAGACCACCGUUGGGACCACCAAGGUGACCAAGGCCGCCGCGUAUGACAUAUUUGCGAUCUAUGUUAAUGACAAUUCAAACCGUCGCCUCCGUCUCACCGGCAGCCAGCUACGCCAAAGGAUCGAUGGCUACAAGAAGCGUUUCUUGAAGGCCAAAGACUGGGCAGAAAAUACCGGCGCAGGGAUUGAAGAAGGUGACGACUUACCCACGCUAGCCGAGCUCCUGGAGAAGAAGUGUCCGUGUUACGAGAGGAUGUACGGGAUCUUUGGGCAGAAGGCUAAUGUGACCCCCUUGGCUCAGCAUGACUCUGGGGUGGGUGCCGAUCUUUAUCCCAAUUCGCAAGGUCGGCCUCUCAACGAAUCGCAGGAGAUCUUCUUUUCAGGGUGGGACGAAACCCAGGACGAUCUCCCGCAGGACCCGCUUGAGACUCCGGAUGACCGGGUCGAUGAGUCGGAUCUCCCGCCUCCGCUCAAUCUCAGUGGGACCGCAUUGGAUGCUUCGCCCUGUUUGAUGACGCAUUGUUCCCUGGCUUGCAUAGGCCCCCCAGGGUCCCCCUUGGGCACUCCCGAUACCGGUGGAGGAAACGCAAGCAAUAGCCGCAGCAUUGGCCGUCGUCCGUUUGCCAACCAGCCAUCGGCCGACGCAAGUCCCGGGGGGCCACUUAGGGAAGUUCCUCGUCCUAAGACGUCUCUGGCUUCGGCUUUCGAAAGUUCAAAUGCCGACAAGUUCUCGUACCUCAAGCAGCAUAUGGCUUUGGAGAAGGCUAAGGAGGACAAUCGCCUCGAGUGGGAAAAGGAACGGUUUGAUAAGGAGAUAACUGAGGCGAAGAAUCUCGCGGCGGCCCGCGCAACACUGGCACAAACAAAGCUGGCGGCGGCUCAAGAUUUGCUCAAAAGCGGAACAACCGCGUCCGAGGUCGAUGCGCUCUUGAAGACCAUCUAUGGUUGAGUUGGACUGACAAGAUGAUUGAGUUGGACCGACUAGGUUUGAGAAUCCAUUCCGCAUGGAUUUCGUUCAAUGGUCAACACGCCGG
This is a messenger RNA of Puccinia graminis f. sp. tritici CRL 75-36-700-3, 1585 nucleotides long. RefSeq lists its product as uncharacterized. The record is from RefSeq and is a predicted model, not a curated record. Lineage: Eukaryota; Fungi; Basidiomycota; Pucciniomycetes; Pucciniales; Pucciniaceae. The transcript has 3 exons. Bases 58 to 1500 code for a protein of 480 amino acids.